This is a messenger RNA of Culex pipiens pallens (northern house mosquito), 2889 nucleotides long. RefSeq lists its product as uncharacterized. NCBI's taxonomy places the organism in Eukaryota, Metazoa, Arthropoda, Insecta, Diptera, Culicidae. Gene Ontology annotation, molecular function: nucleic acid binding. Gene Ontology annotation, biological process: DNA integration. The transcript has 3 exons. Bases 1 to 2889 code for a protein of 962 amino acids. The record is from RefSeq and is a predicted model, not a curated record.
AUGGGACACAUGAAACGGGUUGCCGGCGACACGGCCGGGGGAGAGUUAGCGUAUUACCUGCCACACCACUGCGUCUUGAGGCCGGACAGCACCACUACGAAGCUCCGCGUGGUGUUUGAUGCUUCGUGUCGCACGUCUACCGGAGUUGCUCUGAACGAUGCGCUCAUGGUGGGACCAGUUGUGCAGGACGAUUUACUGGACAUUGCGCUACGCUUUCGACUCCACGCUGUUGCCAUCGUCGCUGACAUCGCCAAGAUGUACCGUAUGAUUCGCGUCCAGCCUGCCGACCAGAGACUGCAGAGGAUUGUUUGGAGAGACAAUGUGGACGAACCCAUCCGAAUCUACGAGCUGACCACUGUCACGUACGGAACGGCGUCUGCGCCGUAUUUAGCGACCAAGUGCUUGCAAAAACUCGGUGAGAUCGGAGAAAAGACGCACCCAUCCGCUGCCAAGGUCCUCAAACGUGACUUCUACGUUGACGACAUGUUGGCAGGUGCGCACACGGUCGCUGAAGGAAAAGAGCUAGUCGCCGAAAUGGUCGAUCUGAUGGAAUCUGGUGGAUUCUCGUUGCGAAAGUGGCAUUCAAACUCCCGAGACAUCCUGCUCGACGUCCCGGAACAUCUUCGCGACGAACGGACCCUGCUAGAACUGGACACGUCUGACGCAACCGUCAAGACGCUCGGGCUCGUUUGGGAGCCCAGUACGGACUGUUUCCGUUUCAGAUCGCCAAAGUGGAACGACGUUGCCGUGAUCACGAAGCGUGUCGUGGCCUCAGACAUGGCCAUGAUCUUCGACCCGUACGGGCUGAUCGGUCCUGUCGUCGUCCAAGCGAAAAUCUUCGUGCAGAAGCUGUGGCGCAUGGAACUAGACUGGGACGCCGCUCUGCCAGAAGAUCUGCAGGAGUACUGGCGAGAAUACCGCAGAAAUCUAGCCGGUCUAGACAGCAUGUCGAUACCCCGCUGGAUUGGCACAGGCGCAGAUGACCAGAAUGUGCAGCUUCACGGGUUCUGCGACGCUUCAGUCAACGCUUACGGUGCGUGCAUCUACAUCCGAACCGUUUCAGCCAACGGCGACGUCACCGUCCGCUUGCUGGCCUCCAAAUCCCGCAUCGCACCGCUCGAGAACCUGAAGAAGAAGAAGCGUAAGCAGUCGAUUCCCCGCCUGGAGCUGGCGUCCGCUCUGCUGCUGGCGCAUCUGUACGAGAAGGUGGCCAACGCCAUCAACUUCCGAGGCAAAGCGUUCUUCUGGACGGAUUCCAUGAUCGUACGCUGCUGGCUUGCGUCACUGCCGUCCAGAUGGAACCAGUUCGUGGCCAACCGUGUGUCCGAGAUUCAACACCUGACAGAGAGCGGAUCUUGGGACCAUGUGCCCGGAAUAGAGAACCCAGCGGACAUCAUUUCUCGCGGCAUGACACCGAUGCAGCUGCACACUGACCGCACGCUCAAGUGCCGAACGCAGCAGACUUCGACCACGAAGAACUGGAGGAACACAACGCUGUCGCUGCAGUUGCACAUGACGCCGAGCCCUGCAGACUGUUUACAGCGAAAACGUGAACCACACUACUCCCGCAUUGCUGCGCUGAACCCAAGAAUCGUCGAUGGAAUCCUGUGCGUCGGCGGCCGGUUGCAUCACGCCGCAGUCUCGGACAGCCGGAAGCAUCCGUACAUCCUCGACCAUCGUCAUCCGUUCACGAAGCUUAUCGUCACACACUAUCACGAGACCAUGUUUCACGCUGGACAACAACUGUUGAUCUCUGCUGUGCGUGAACGGUUCUGGCCGAUCAACAUCCGCAACCUCGUUCGCGAGUUGAUCCACAAGUGUGUCGAUUGCUUCCGUGUCAAGCCGAAGGUUCUGGACCAGCUCAUGGCGGAUCUGCCGCCCGAACGAGUCACUCCGUGCACACCGUUCGCACGAGUCGGAGUUGACUACUGCGGACCUUUUCAGGUCGCGUACCCGCAGCGCCGAGCUCGCCCAGUGAAGUGCUUCGUUGCCAUCUUCGUCUGUUUUGUCAACAAGGCCGUUCACCUAGAACUAGCAGCAGACCUAACGACGCAGGCAUUUCUGGCGGCCCUCAAACGGUUUACUGCCCGGCGUUGCAAACCGAAGCUGGUCAUGUGCGACAACGCCAAGAACUUCGUCGGCGCAAGACGUGAGUUGAACGAACUCGCCAAGCUGUUCCUAAGUCAGCAGUUCGAAGAGGAGAUCAUCCGCGAAACAGCGAACGACAGCAUCGAAUUCAAGUUCAUUUCCGCUCGCUCGCCGAACUUCGGCGGCCUCUGGGAGUCCGCGGUGAAGAGCUUCAAGUUGCUGUUCAAACGCACGAUCGGACUGCACACCCUGCUGUACGAUGAGUUCCAGACUGUGCUGGUCCAGAUUGAAGCGAUCCUCAACUCGCGACCGCUCACGCCGCUCAGCAACGACCCCACAGACUUUGAAGCGCUGACCCCAGGACACUUCCUGAUCCAACGUCCACUCACUGCGAUUCCUGAGCCAAACCUCGACCACAUUCCCGAGAACAGAUUGUCGGCCUGGCAAACUGUCCAGCGGUACACGCAACAGCUCUGGAAGAAGUGGUCCAACCUCUACCUGUCGGACCUGCACAAUCGCACGAAGUGGACAAAGCAAAAGGACAACGUUGCUGUCGGAACCAUGGUCCUGCUGAAGGACGAAAACCUCCCGCCGCUAAAGUGGCAGCUCGGACGCGUUUCCGAUAUCCACCCGGGAGCUGACGGCAACAUCCGUGUCGUCACGGUGUGCAGGACGGUAGCUAUCAGCGUGCGAUCUCUAAGAUCUGCAUUCUGCCGAUCCGUGACAACCUUUCUAUCGCGCAAGGGGAGAACUAGGACUCCUCCAACGGCGGAGGUCGAAAGGCCUCCGCACACCAGUUAA